AUGACGCCUCAACCCGCCGGACCUCGUCAACUGGAGCGACCGGUCCCUUCUUACGGUCUGCCGGACUCGGGCGGCAUGCCGUGCACGACGAACAUGCCAGCCACCAUGACACCGGCCAUGGCAGUGUGGCCACAAACACAACCAGCGCCGCCAUCGACCAUGGGCUGGGCGGACCCUUCUUUACAAGAGCAGGUCCGUGUCCAGUACCCUCACCAGAGCAUGAUGCAGAGCUUUAUGCAACCGGUGCGUCCGCCGUCAAUCAACAGCCAUCGACCUCAACAUGACAUGGGCCCCCGUCCCAUGCAGAGCGGACCUUGGACGGCCAGGGAAGAUGACAUCCUCGUCAAAGCACGCAGUCAGGGACUGGCAUGGGAAGAGAUUCACAAGCAGUGCUUUCCCAACAAGACGGGCAACGCGUGCCGCAAGAGGCACGACAGGCUGUUGAUCAAGGCCAGAGACCCGACCUGGGACGAAGCUCGAAUCCAGAAGGUGGUGUAUCGAUACAACCGCGCGCGCGAGUCAAUGUGGCGGCCCAUCGCCGACCAGGUUGGAGAAAGGUGGGAAGACGUGGAAAAAGUGGGCUGUCGGGGAUUGAAAAGUCGCAGCCGUCAACAACAUGGCAGAAACAGGUCUCGCGCCAGUUCGGGCCAGACAGGAUUGAGUGAGUGGGAGCAAGAUCCGUCGCCAGACGAGCAUGAUAACACGGACGACAGUGGCAUCAGCGUCGGCCUGUCAGGCGGAGGACACAGCCGGCGGUCAAGCGAGAUAGCCGUAACCGGCAGCAGAGCCUUCCAGGGGUAG
Molecule: messenger RNA, 801 nt
Organism: Exophiala spinifera
Lineage: Eukaryota; Fungi; Ascomycota; Eurotiomycetes; Chaetothyriales; Herpotrichiellaceae
Exons: 2
Coding region: 1-801 (266 amino acids)
Source: RefSeq, a predicted model, not a curated record